This is a messenger RNA of Plodia interpunctella (Indianmeal moth), 1683 nucleotides long. RefSeq names its product vacuolar protein sorting-associated protein 37A-like. NCBI's taxonomy places the organism in Eukaryota, Metazoa, Arthropoda, Insecta, Lepidoptera, Pyralidae. Gene Ontology annotation, cellular component: ESCRT I complex. The record is from RefSeq and is a predicted model, not a curated record. The transcript is spliced from 4 exons. Gene Ontology annotation, biological process: protein targeting to vacuole; protein targeting to membrane; ubiquitin-dependent protein catabolic process via the multivesicular body sorting pathway. Bases 180 to 1076 code for a protein of 298 amino acids.
AUCAAAUCAAAUCAAUAAACAAAACACAUAGGGCAUUGUUUUAUUGAUCUACGCUACGAGUUUAGUUUUAAAUUCACUUAUUGUUUCUGUGUGGAAGAAUUCGUUAUUUCAUUUAUGAAAUUAUCAGUAAACAAAUUUCUCUUGGUUAGUAAAAUCUACCUAUCAAAACACUCCAUAAAAUGUUACAACGCACAUAUUACAAUGAGCAGGAUCUCAGAAAACGCCAAAUCGAUACACUGAAAAUAUUCAACGACAAUGUUUUGGAAAUUGACGAAAACACAGAGUAUAGAGUAGAAUUUACUGCUGACGGUAAAAGUAUGAGCUUAACAGUGAUACUAAGCCCAGAUUUCCCAAACGAGAAGCCUUCUAUAUUCGUGAAUCCAGCGAUUCAGCACCCUUGGAUAUCAGAAAAUAAUGCUCAAGUUGUAGGUGCUCCGGGUUUGAUAAACUAUACGCAGCAUUCGGACUUAGGGCGGGUAGUCCAGGCUAUAAUCAGGGAGUUCCAGAGGUCGUUGCCUAGUUUAGAUGACAAGAGUGAUGCUAGCACACAAUCUUUAGUCAGUGCUCAGUCGUUGAUGUUUCCUGAACUUAGCGAGCUGACUGUUGAUGAGUUGCAGGAGAUUUUGGAGAAUCAGGACUUACAGGACAAACUGCUAGAAAACAGUCCGCAAUUAGUAGAACUAGAACUUGAAACGGAAGAGCUAAUGAGCAGUAUCGAACGCAUCGCUCAAGACAACAUCGCUAAGCAGAGAUCUCUCGACGACUUAAAAACCGAGGUCAUUGACCGCAUAUCAACCAUAGUGCAGAUGAAGAUGAACUAUGAGGAGCUACACAGGAAGCACCAGAAGUUGGCUGAGAUGUACGAUCCGCACAGAAUACGGGAUUGUCUUAAGAUUGCUGCGAUGCAAGCCGAUGAAGAUGCAGAAGGAAUAGCAGAGCAGUUUUUGUUAGGUAACAUGCCAGUGGAGACUUUUAUAGUAAAGUUUGCGGAGAAACGGGCGAUGGGCCAGGCGAGGAGGGCCAGAGAGGAGAGACUAGCGCACCAACUAGCUCAACUAGACAGGGCUACCACUUAAAUGUUUACAGAUUUGAUUUUCACAAGUUGAUGGUGUAAUCCAUAUUGCCACCAACAGCAAAAAACGCAACAUAUUUUUAAAUUUGAUUAGGUAAAUUAAUUUUAACGUGAAAUACAAUAUUGAUUUUCUUCAAUAAUGUUUAAUUUACGGGUAAAAUUACGGGUCACGGUCACGUGUGAUUAUCGAUGGAAAAGGCAGCGCGGACUUAAAUUGGUUAUUUAAAUCUCACCAUCGAGUCGAUUCGCAGUGAGACGCAGCUAACCAAUCACAGUGCGCCGUUGUGACGCAACGACAACCACACCGCGAUGUGAUUGGGUCGCUGCGUCUCACUGCGAAUCGACUCGAUAGUGAGAAGUGUAGUGAAAUGCAAACCCGUAUUUCGUCGUGCUCGAAGCACUAAAAAUAAUUACCUAUAACAAAUAGGGCUGUGUAAAACUGCACAUGCAGCGGUUUUUUUCGUCGGAUAUAUUCGGCAUACACGAUGGAAGGGACAAAAGUUACGAUAUUUCCAUGUUUUCCAGUAUUUUAAUAAAUAUUGUUAUCAAGUAUUUGUAAGUAUUUAUAUUGUGCAAUAAAUUAUUUGAAAUACAUAAAAUUGGAUAUCGGA